AUGAAGUAAAAACACCAGGAACCAUCAGAUGAACCACAACAAAUAAUUCUGUAUAAGUGCACCGUUGGGCGUCGCAUUGUUUCGCCUUAUUGAUCAACUGUGAAGUUAAUGCUGAAGUAUAAAUCAAAACAAAAACAAACAUGUUUUGUUAAUAAAGGUCUUUAACGUUAUUUUCGCUAGAAAAUGUCUCGUCUGGUGUUCUGUCUCACUAUCUAUGUAAUUUGUAAUCUAUCAGAUACACGUGUUAGUUGUUAUGAAAAUGUUACAUCUACAUCAGUGGAAGGUGCAAGCUUAUACGCUCACAACUUUCUUCGGGCAUUGCACGGUGUAUUGCCUGUAAAAUGGAACAAGACAUUGGCUAAAGGUGCAGAAUCAUGGGCAAGGGUAUUGGCGAAUAAAUCGAAGCUCAUGUUGUCAAACUAUAGUGAAUAUUUUUCUGAGAAUGUUUAUGCAUUGCGUGGAACAGAUGAACCACAAUCAGCUUAUAUUGCUACUCAUAGAUGGUACAGUGAGAUCAAAAACUAUCCUUUCGACGAUCACAACAUUACCAAAGAAAAUUAUCUCUCCUCAGCCUUCUCAGCAUUAAUAUGGGACGAUGUUAAACAGCUUGGCAUUGGUGUAUCACAUCAUAUUGGAACAAGGGAGUCGUAUGUAGUGGCACGCUAUUCACCAAAACCCAACAUUGGAAAUUUUAGCGCACAUGUGAAACCGCCUCUCAAAUUUAAAAAAGAUAAAAAGAUUGUUAUACCACCGCUAGAAGAUUUAAUAAAACCAACUGAUCCCGAAGCAAAGAAGAGCUUAUAUUUGUAAGUCUGUGAUGUAUACAUUAGGUGUACACCGCCAUUGCCUGCCCAAUUUCCCUUACAUAGGAUGGGUUGACCCGUAGCUGUAGCUGUCGCAAAGACACUUGCUAAACAUGCCUGCGCUGUCGUCGGAACCACAGACCUUGCGAUUACAAAGCGAACUCUAUAACCACAAGACGCCACAUUCACAUUCAUAUUCAAAAAGACCCUCUUUUUACACUCUUUAGAAUUUCUGCUAAUGAGCAUGUUAAUUUGAUGAGCAUCUCAGUGAUGUUUACCUUGUGUGUGUAAUGAUUGUUUUAUGUCUAGAUAGUUCAGCAUCUGUUUCCCAAGAAAGUCUCAAUAUAAUUUGAUUUGAGCGAUCAACUAGCUAAGCAUUUUUGGCAACUCUAAAAGCAACUUUGUCUACAGUGCUGAAACAAGAGCAGAUCGAACUACAAAGUAAUCCUUUGUAUCCUGGUGUAUUCCUGACAAAUUUUCAAUACACAUAUACUUGGAUAUUUGGUAACUGAAACUUUACAGAAAAGCUGACUAAAGAGCGAUGCUUAGUGGCAAACUGUUCGAAAUUGAACAAGAAUGGCAGCUUUAAGACAAAGUUCAGUUAUCGCAACUGGAAAUGCAUUACGGAAAGACAUUUAAAUAGACUUUAUUUUAUGAUCUGCUACAAUGGAUUGAAAACACUUACACAACAGUUACUCAAAACUUUGUAAUUUAAUAAUUGAUUAGUAUAACCUUCCAACA
Messenger RNA from Hydractinia symbiolongicarpus, 1544 nucleotides. RefSeq names its product Golgi-associated plant pathogenesis-related protein 1-like. NCBI's taxonomy places the organism in Eukaryota, Metazoa, Cnidaria, Hydrozoa, Anthoathecata, Hydractiniidae. The coding region runs from base 184 to 810 and encodes 208 amino acids. The record is from RefSeq and is a predicted model, not a curated record. The transcript is spliced from 5 exons.